CCUGGACUCACUUCUGUCGCACGCCCCCACGCAAAAAUGUCGGCGCUUAUGUUCGGGCAAUUACGGGCCCAUCUCUCUCGCGUGCGCCACGGCGCAUACUUAGUCUCUGGGUCACAUGAUGCCUGUCAUGGCCGCCUCCGUGGCAUGGGGAGGCGUGAAUGCUGGGUUCCUGCUGCGGGCGGCCAGGGGUGCCUGGUGGUGCCGACCCGGGGGCUUUUGGGGGUCCGGGGAGGCGGCGGCGGCGCCUGCGACAGCCAAGAAGUUCCGGGCGACAGGCUCGCGCCCGGCGGGAGAGGAAGAAGCCGGCGGCCCCGAGCGGCCCGGGGACGUGGUGAACGUGGUGUUCGUAGACCGGUCAGGCCAACGGAUUCCGGUGAGCGGCAGAGUCGGGGACAAUGUUCUCUACCUGGCCCAGCGCCAUGGGGUGGAUCUGGAAGGAGCCUGUGAAGCCUCCCUGGCGUGCUCCACCUGCCACGUGUAUGUGAGCGAGGACCACCUGGACCUUCUGCCUCCUCCUGACGAGAGGGAGGACGACAUGCUGGACAUGGCCCCCCUCCUCCAAGAGAACUCCCGGCUGGGCUGCCAGAUUGUGCUGACACCUGAGCUGGAAGGGGCUGAAUUCACCCUGCCCAAGAUCACCAGGAACUUCUACGUGGACGGCCACGUCCCCAAGCCCCACUGACUCAGGCAGCUGGAUGGUCCCAGACACUCACGGCCCCAGGGCCAGGACUGGAGGAAUAGCCAAGUUGCCAGCCCCGCCCAGAGCACGGGACAGGCCCGGGAGAGAUGGCGGAAGCAACCGGAAGGCCAGAACGCGUGCUUCAGAGAGAUCCCGCGUCCAGGCUCUGGUGGGGACAGGGCCCCUGUUGGGUCAGCCUCCCCCAAACCCCUGAAAAUGGGGGUGUGGAUAGGGGUGGAACCUAAUCGGAGAGAUAAUAAAACCGGCUCACAGAC
This is a messenger RNA of Aethalodelphis obliquidens (Pacific white-sided dolphin), 954 nucleotides long. RefSeq names its product ferredoxin 2 (gene FDX2). Gene Ontology annotation, molecular function: electron transfer activity; 2 iron, 2 sulfur cluster binding. Gene Ontology annotation, cellular component: mitochondrion. The coding region runs from base 116 to 682 and encodes 188 amino acids. The transcript has 5 exons. Gene Ontology annotation, biological process: P450-containing electron transport chain. The record is from RefSeq and is a predicted model, not a curated record. NCBI's taxonomy places the organism in Eukaryota, Metazoa, Chordata, Mammalia, Artiodactyla, Delphinidae.